AUGGAGCACCACCAUCCCUCUGCUCUACACGCCGGUCCACCAGUCGACGACCACGACUCAGCCCUACCACCUCAGCACAGAAUGGAGACCGCUCACAUUUCGCAGCAUCAGCAAAACUUCUUCUACCAUGAUCCACGGCAGCGAUCUCAACCUCCUCCCAACCCAGCCAUGAACUCCAACUUUGCACCCGGUCGUCCAGAUCAGCCUUACAUACAUCCUUCCGUCAAACUCGAGCAGGACAUGCACGCUGGUCCAUCUACAUCUUUCGCUGGGCGCAGCCAUCAACCAUCCUCGAUGCCCUACCGUGAUCCCAUCUACGAUGACGGUCGUCCAUUCAGUUUCGCCUCGCAUCCACAACAAGACGGUCCUCGUCUCCCUUACUCUGAGGCAGCCCUCCCAGUUCAAUCCGCGUACGCCCCCGAUGCUAUUUAUGUCGCCUAUCCGCCACACCUGUCUAGCGCACCUGGGCCCAUGAUGGCCGCAUCCAGCAAUGGCCACGGACCAGCCGUAUCUGCGACACAUCCACUACCAGACAGCGUGGAUGGGCUGCAUCAACAAGUGACUCGAUCUAAACGUGCCAGAAAGGAGUCACCGGAUCACGAUGGCAGAUCUGCCGGUCCAUCUGCAACGCAGGCUGGCGGCUCUCCCGAAGAUGCUGAUGGUACAAAGUCAGAAGGAAGUGGCAACGUCACCAUGUUCCAAUGCAGAGGUUUUGGCGACUGCCGCAUGGUCUUUACAAGAAGCGAGCAUCUUGCGCGUCAUGUACGCAAACACACGGGCGAACGGCCCUUCCGAUGCCACUGUGGCAAAGCUUUCUCACGUCUCGACAACCUUCGUCAACAUGCACAAACCGUCCACGCAGACACGCCGGAGCGCAACGAGAUCAUGAUGCAGGAGCUCUCCUCACUUCAUGCCUCUCUAGCUCAAUCCGCCGCUCAAGCUCAACAUGCACACGCACAGGUUUUGGGUAAGAGCAGCUCGCCUGGCGCGCUCAUCGCAAGUCACAACCACACUGGACGCAGAGGCAAAGGAGGCGCCAAGACCAGCGCGGCUGCCAGAGCAGCACGUAAUGCGGACAGCAACCGUUCCGCAUCUCCCACCAUGUCUAAGCAGGAUCCGUCACAUCCAUCAGAUGCAUCCCUGCCAGGCAUGUAUGGUCCAGCUCCGGUCUACAACGCCCCUUUCGAUCCUAGCCAUCCUUCGGUGCCCGCCCCUGGAAGCACAGCCUUCUCCACAGCAGGUCAUCCAGCUGCGAUAUCGGAAUGGAACGGCCAAGCGCCUCAGUACGCGCAACAAGGCCUUAACGGCGGCGUACCUGUGCCCUUUGCCGCAGGCCAUCCGGGUCAGUCCUUUGCUGGUCCUCCCCCUCACAUGGCGCAGGCACCGCACGGGCCCUACUUCGCGUCGGAACCUGGCUCAGCCUCACUUGCUGCAGGUACCACAUCGGACUACAUGGCCUCUCAGAAUCCUUUCCAAGCCGAAAGUGGCCUCAUGCAGGAUCCACGCUCGCUACCCGAGGGCCAUCCAGACCGUUAUAUGGCCAGCUAUGACGCCUACGGUCGCCCUCUAGCUGGGACCACCGAAAGACGUACAUCAGGACAACUUGCUGCAGCUCAAGCUUGGCGAUCGAACGGUCCGCCCCUGGAAACAGCGCUUGCCGGCAGCCAAUACGCUGGCCCUGAGCCACAGACUUCCGAGGCCGGCAUACAAGGGCCUGCCUUCUCCAAUCCCUUCUGGCGCAAUUCGAAUGCAGGCGUGCUCUCUUCGAACGAAGACGCCUUCCCAUCGCAUUACCACAGUGGUUUGGCGGACGGCGAGUCACGCGAGGCAGACCAAGGCUCUCACUUCGAAUCGACUCUCUCAGCUCAUUUGCACAUGCGCACACCGACCUUGGCAAAGCGUGCUCGAGCAUCCAGCCCGCCACCUUCGCGAGGUAGUUUCCGGGCAUCCUUCGACGCAGGCUCAGCGCCACUUCUGCCGCCCCCUGGUAGCUCUCAUGGACGUCCACCGGGUAGCGCUCACGGCACCCGGCCUCUCACCUCGCACAAUCGCCCUGUGCUGCCACCUUUGUCGUCCAUCACGCCAAGUGCAAGUCGUCCAGGUACCGCUGCAGCGCUGGGCGGCAGCAGUCGACCUGGCACCAUGCUUUCGCAGAGACUACCGAGCAUCGACCAGCAGCUGCUUGCUACCUCUGCAGAGCUCGACCGCGCCGAAGAGGCCAAGAACGGCAGCAACUAUCGCCCUUACACCAGUCCAGCAGGAGCGAAUGCGGCGGAUGGCUCUCAGGCGCCCAAGCCAUCCCUCCCGCCUUCUUCGUUGCGAUCGGCGCGCCCAUCCUUCAGUCUGCGAGGCGAAGCCAGGUUGCCGAUCGCUUCGGAGCACGUGGAUCGACCCAACAACGGGUCGAUGACCUGGUAUAAUGACCGUCGACCGCUUACGUCUGGUUCGUCCAUCGCAGGCAAGCCGCGCGGCUCCAUGCAGGCGAGCGCCGAAGAGUUGCCCCCACUCUCUUCGACGCUGGCCAUCUUGGACGAGCGCAGAGAUCCGCGGGCUUCUGAAGCGCGCCGUGGCUCAGCCUACGAGCUCAUCGGGAAUGACUCUCGAAGGUCCAGAGUUGGCUCUUCCUAUGGUCAUCGCGAAGAGCUCGGACAAACGAGAUUGCAGACCGACAGCUCGGAUCUCCGGACGAGCCCGACCAACAAUGCGUCGCCUUUCAUGUUCCAACCGCCACCCCUGCCUCGCGAAAGUAGCGCUGCUUCCAUGCGACCAUCGAUCGACCGUCUUGGCGGUGGCUCUGGUCAAGAUUGGCGCCGACCCAGCUCUAGUACAGCGCCAGAUGCGCAUGCCAUUUCUCGCAGACUGGGCUUGAGCAAUGGAGCGACGCUUGGCUUCGGCUCAAGCAUUCGUGGAGAGGGAAGCAGCUCGCGACCGGGAUCGAGCAGCAGUGCCGCUCUUGGCGCGCGCGAGCUGACGUUGCCACCGUUGAAAUCUGGCCUUGGUCCGAGUCGACCGGGCUCGAGCUCGAUCGCUAUGCUGCUACAGGGUAGCGAAGACAGCGGAGCCGGCCGCAGAUCGAGCAGUUGGUCACGUCCGCUCACCUCGGGCGAUGCUCCCGCACCGCGAUUUGGCAGCAGUAAUGGUUACAGUCGCAUGCCGUCUUCGCGAGAUGGCCCUUCUAGCGAUGGUGAGGAAGAUCCGUCUGGGCGUCGCUGUUCGCUGAUCCACGAGCAACGCGGCUCUACUCGAGAAGGUCUAAUGCGUCGGCCUUCCACUUCGGCUGGAGCAGGCUCAACUCGCUUUGCCCCUAGCCACGAUGAUCGUUAUGGAUCUUCGAGCCCUAUGGGCUCCUGUCGUGACAACGAUUCCUAG
Ustilago hordei is the source of this 3369-nucleotide messenger RNA. RefSeq lists its product as uncharacterized. Gene Ontology annotation, molecular function: RNA polymerase II cis-regulatory region sequence-specific DNA binding; DNA-binding transcription factor activity, RNA polymerase II-specific. Gene Ontology annotation, biological process: regulation of transcription by RNA polymerase II. The coding region runs from base 1 to 3369 and encodes 1122 amino acids. Lineage: Eukaryota; Fungi; Basidiomycota; Ustilaginomycetes; Ustilaginales; Ustilaginaceae. The record is from RefSeq and is a predicted model, not a curated record. The transcript has a single exon.